AUGAUUGGAGGAAAAACUGGAACAAGGUUGUUUGAUGGAGAGCCGUUUACAAAAUAUACUGUUGAAAUUUUUCCUUCGGCUCCUGAAGGCGGUGCGACUGGAGGAUCGUUUAACCCGACUUGGAUUCCUGGGACUCAGCUUCCUGAAGCCAUUUAUGGUCAGUCAUCAACAGCUCUUCUCGAUACUGUUUAUGUCUUUGGCGGCCUUCAAGUCCUCUCCCGCAGUACUCGUCGGUCGGAAGUCUACGCUCUUGUUCCUGAAGCAUCCGAGUGGCUUCUCAUUGGAAAUAUGAAUAUGGCCCGGUCAAGAGCUGUUGUCGUCAACUUUGGCUAUCAACUCGUCGUUCUUGGCGGUUGCGAUGGAGGUUGUGCUGCGGAACUCUUUACUCCUGCUAUCUCAAGAUUUCAAUUUAUGAAUUCUUGGGUCAAAGCCGAUGGCAGUUUCAGUGAAGCUGGAGAAGUUUGGCCGUGGAGCUGCUCUGUUGACCUUUGUUACCAAAUUUACUCUGAUAGCUCUAUCGAGAUUUUGAGAGGACUUGGAUACACCACUCUUGGUACUACAGCAUCUACCCUUUACGAAACCACACCAGCAGAAAUGGAGCUUUACGAUCUUGUCACAGACGCAGAAGAAAUUCCAUUCUAUACCACUGGAAGCUCAAAUUUAAUACCUUUUGAGACAACACCAUCAUCUCUUCUCAUACCUUAUGAAACAACGGCCUCCUCGAGUCUGAUCGGCACAACUCCCUCUUCAAACAUCGUUUUGUAUGAAACCACACCAGAUGUCUCGACUCUGCUGGAAAUGAAAGAAUAUGAAGUAGAAGAAACGGAGGAAAAGUCAUUUUUGGACACAUUGAGUGAUACCAAAUUCACAUUUACGACUUCAAGCCCUCCUUCAGAAUGCACCCUUUCUGCCAUUCUUUGCGAGCUGAUCGGAGCUCCGAGUUCUUCUGAAUCAAAUCCGAAAGUUGCUACUACAGUCAGUUCAACUACGCCGUUUACGCUUUUCAAGAAAACAGAGCAAAUUAAAGAAGAGGUCGAUGAUGAAAUAAUUCUUGACACAACGCAAAUUUACCUCGAAACAACGACCACAGUCGCACCAAGUUUGACAAUAUCUUUGGAUACGUCCACAAAAGGCCCAACGCCCUCUCCAGAAACGGGAACAAGAAAAGAAAUUACUCGGGAUCUUUUCCGAGACUCGAUGAACUUCAGUCUCAAUCAAAAAACUCGCCCGACAAGCACAACUGUCACCCAAAAACCAAGUACAGCAGAAACCACUUCAGAUACCUCAAACAGUACAGAAAUAACAGAAACAAAGAAAAAUGAGGAGAAUUUAACAAGCAGUCCGAAGGAGGAGAAGUCUAAAUCUAAGCAAUCUUCGUCGCCAAAUUCUUCCAAAAACAACUUCGAUAGACUAUUUAAUGUUAUGACUUCACUUAUAAUUCUUGCACUGAUGUAA
Messenger RNA from Oikopleura dioica, 1455 nucleotides. The record is from the annotation of a GenBank genome assembly. Lineage: Eukaryota; Metazoa; Chordata; Appendicularia; Copelata; Oikopleuridae.